Striga asiatica is the source of this 765-nucleotide messenger RNA. Lineage: Eukaryota; Viridiplantae; Streptophyta; Magnoliopsida; Lamiales; Orobanchaceae. The record is from the annotation of a GenBank genome assembly.
AUGGCACUACGCACGGGAUGGGUUUGGCACAGGCGCUCAGACGUUGUAAGAAGCAGGUCUGCUGGGACACAUAGCGCAUGGGCGCUAAGGCACAGGUCUGCUAGAACGGCGCUGAGGCACUGGAGUGGCGUUGCGGAGUACAACCCCAUUGUGGUCACCAUAUCUUCAAGAGCAGAUUCAAUGUCCAUUGCAGAGGUCACCUUACACUUACUCACCAUUGAAGCCAGACUUGAGAAAUUUGAACAAGCUCAAUCCAAGGAUUUGGUGACUCAGCAAAGGAAAGCUGCAUUUGAUGAAGGACAACAUGCAGUUGCCAUGCACAGUAAAAGGACGAGGCAUACUCCACUUUCACCAAAAGUGAAACCAUUUUUACCUGAUGACAUCAUCGUGACAUCACAAGGAAAAGACAAAAGGAACCUCAGCAUAUUCCUUAUCCUAGUUCUAGAUUAUUCUCUUAAGAUGUUCUCGGUUCUCCGCUGCAUGCUUCCAAGGUGCCCGGUGGUGCUGGUCUCCUUCAGCACCGGCGUGCUCGGUUCUCCUAUCGGCUGCACUGGAAAUAGCUCGCCUUCUCACGUUCUGUGUUGGUACUCCGGGCCUGCCUUGGUCAUGCAGACGGUGCUUACCUUGCUGUGGGGAUUUUUGUGGAGGGACUUCGAAUAUUUUAGAGUGCUUUCAAAUGGAGCAAAUGAGGAGGCGGUUGGGGCUGAACUUGACUUAAAUAAGGGAAGUCUAGGGCUACUGGGAGAGAGAUGCCGCGUGGGGUGA